Pteronotus mesoamericanus is the source of this 2908-nucleotide messenger RNA. It is a transcript of the gene NMT2, whose product is annotated as N-myristoyltransferase 2. The record is from RefSeq and is a predicted model, not a curated record. Gene Ontology annotation, molecular function: glycylpeptide N-tetradecanoyltransferase activity. Lineage: Eukaryota; Metazoa; Chordata; Mammalia; Chiroptera; Mormoopidae. Gene Ontology annotation, biological process: N-terminal peptidyl-glycine N-myristoylation. Gene Ontology annotation, cellular component: cytoplasm. Bases 60 to 1556 code for a protein of 498 amino acids. The transcript is spliced from 12 exons.
GCUCGCGCCACCGUAGCCGCCGCGGCACCAGUGCCGCCUCCGCAGCCCGCGCCGCCGCGAUGGCGGAGGACAGCGAGUCUGCGGCCAGCCAGCAGAGCCUGGAACUGGACGACCAGGACACUUGCGGGAUAGAUGGGGACAAUGAAGAGGAGACCGAGCACGCCAAAGGAAGUCCCAGAGGGGACUUGGGUGCCAAAAAGAAAAAGAAGAAACAGAAGAGAAAGAAGGAGAAACCAAAUUCCGGAGGCACCAAGUCAGACUCUGCAUCUGAUUCCCAGGAGAUCAAGAUUCAGCAACCUUCAAAAAAUCCUGCCAUUCCAAUGCAGAAGUUGCAGGAUAUCCAGAGAGCAAUGGAGCUGUUAUCGGCGUGCCAGGGCCCCGCCAGGAACAUCGAUGAGGCUGCCAAACACAGAUACCAGUUUUGGGACACACAGCCGGUACCCAAACUAAAUGAAGUGAUAACAUCUCAUGGUGCAAUUGAAGCAGAUAAAGACAACGUGCGUCAAGAACCAUACUCCUUGCCACAGGGUUUUAUGUGGGACACUUUAGAUUUGGGUAAUGCAGAAGUGCUCAAAGAAUUGUACACCUUGUUAAAUGAGAAUUACGUAGAGGAUGAUGACAACAUGUUUCGGUUUGACUAUUCGCCUGAGUUCCUGCUGUGGGCUCUGCGUCCCCCGGGCUGGCUUCUUCAGUGGCACUGUGGAGUCAGAGUGUCUUCAAACAAAAAACUGGUAGGGUUCAUAAGUGCCAUCCCAGCAAACAUUCGGAUUUACGACAGUGUGAAGAAGAUGGUCGAAAUCAACUUUCUUUGUGUUCAUAAGAAAUUGAGAUCAAAACGAGUAGCCCCAGUGUUAAUUCGAGAAAUAACUAGAAGAGUGAACCUGGAAGGGAUUUUCCAGGCCGUUUAUACUGCUGGCGUGGUUCUUCCUAAGCCAGUGGCCACGUGCAGAUACUGGCAUCGAUCACUAAACCCCAGAAAAUUGGUAGAAGUGAAAUUUUCCCACUUGAGUAGAAAUAUGACUCUACAGAGAACAAUGAAGCUGUACAGACUUCCAGAUGUGACAAAGACUUCAGGCCUAAGACCAAUGGAACCAAGAGAUAUCAAAGCAGUUCGAGAAUUAACCAACAGCUACCUGAAGAGGUUUCAUCUUGCCCCAGUGAUGGAUGAAGAGGAAGUAGCCCACUGGUUCCUCCCCAAGGAGCACAUCAUUGACACAUUUGUAGUGGAGAACUCCAGUGGUAAACUUACUGACUUCCUGAGCUUCUACACACUCCCCUCCACAGUCAUGCACCACCCUGCUCACAAGAGCCUCAAAGCUGCCUACUCCUUCUACAAUAUUCACACGGAGACGCCCCUGCUAGACCUCAUGAAUGAUGCGCUCAUUAUAGCUAAAUUGAAAGGAUUUGAUGUAUUCAAUGCACUAGAUUUGAUGGAAAAUAAGACAUUCUUGGAAAAACUCAAGUUUGGUAUAGGAGAUGGCAAUUUACAGUAUUACUUGUACAAUUGGAGGUGUCCAGGAACAGAUUCUGAAAAGGUUGGACUUGUAUUACAAUAGGUGAAUGUUUCCAUUUCUAGAACUCUGACACCAUCAUUUAUUAAUACUUUACUUAAUGAUUCCUGGAACUAUUUUCCAAAGAAGAAUAAAAGCACAACUUAAGUGAAAUCGAUGCAGUUGGUAACAACUGGACAAGAUGAAAAAACAUCCAUAUAUGACCACUACUACGUAUUUCCAGCUAGAAUGCUAACAUUCUUCCUUUUCUUUUUUCCACGGCUUACCCAUUCGAAAGAGGGAUGAAAGGGUACAAAGAGCACAUUCCUCUAAUUUUCGAACCUUUGGCUGUCUCUUGAAGAGAAGCUAUUUUUCCAUUCUCUAGAAAGGGACCUAUUUAAUGGAUGGAACAGAAGUCAGACUCGUAUUAAAAAAAUCUUUGCUAAGGUGUGGAGAAAAACUGCUGCACUUCUGUUUAUCAAGUGGCUGUCUAUUUGUGUAACAGAAUAAAGGAUCCAUUUGGGAAAUUUUUCCUUAUAUCACCUUCCAUGAUACUAUUGGGAACAUGUCUGAAAUUAGCACUUCCAUAACUCAAUGAUGAGUGGUGGAUAUCUACCUGUAGAGCAAGAUAAAAAUGUACUGGUGACUAGUACAUUUAUUUCUCCAGAAGCAAAGUUGCCAAAACUGUAAAACACACAGACUUGUACUUUAACUUUCAACAUGUCAGUGGAUUAGUUCAAAAGCAAAGUUUUGCGCAAACAUGAAAUAUAUUCCCUGAAAGAGUAUGCACCCAUGACUAAUUAGACAUUUCUGCUGCUGCACAAAUUCAUUUCUUCUCAGCAACAGCAAGGAUAUGUGAGGAAAAGGAAAUGGAAGCACUAAAGUCAAAGGAAAUGCCCAGUGGAAUUUAUUAGUGCUAUCAGGAUAUUGAUAGUAUGAAUGUCUUUAUUACUUAUGCAGAAUUGCACAUACUCCUUUAUGCUGACUUUAAUUUAUCAUGAAAGCUGUCAUGGUAAUAGAAAAUGUCUUAUUUGUAAAUAAGUAUUCAUAAUUUUGUUACUGAUGGUGUUUUUAUCCAGAAUUUGAAAAACCAAGUUUCACAGUGUACAUAAAUGCAUAUAUUGUCAAUAGUCCAAGGGGGGGAAAGAUGCUAAAUGAGGCCACAUAGCCUGGCCUUGACUCAAAUAUCACAAAGUAGAUACUUCUUCCUGCCUUCCCUCUUCUAGUGCCUAGUCUGUUUAAUCCAGAAAAAUGUAAUUAUUUUAGACAUAAUGGCUUUUCCUUCAUGUUAUAAGUAGUUAAAUAAAAAGUCACAUCUUCUACCAGGCAAAAGCUAGCAAACUGUGGUCCAUCAGCUAAAUCCAGCCCACCACCUGUUUUUUGUACAGCCCACAAGCUAAGGAUGGUUUUUGUUUUUG